This is a messenger RNA of Malus domestica (apple), 1176 nucleotides long. RefSeq names its product polyketide synthase 5. Gene Ontology annotation, molecular function: acyltransferase activity, transferring groups other than amino-acyl groups. Lineage: Eukaryota; Viridiplantae; Streptophyta; Magnoliopsida; Rosales; Rosaceae. The record is from RefSeq and is marked provisional. Gene Ontology annotation, biological process: polyketide biosynthetic process.
AUGGUUACAGUCGAGGAAGUUCGCAAGGCUCAACGGGCGGAGGGUCCAGCCACAGUCAUGGCCAUCGGGACAGCAACUCCUUCCAACUGUGUGGAUCAGGCUACCUACCCCGACUACUACUUUCGUAUCACCAACAGCGAGCACAAGGUUGAGCUCAAAGAAAAAUUCCAGCGCAUGUGCGACAAAUCUAUGAUCAAGAAACGUUAUAUGUACUUGACUGAAGAAAUUUUAAAAGAGAACCCAAGUGUGUGCGAGUACAUGGCUCCUUCAAUUGAUGCAAGGCAGGACAUGGUGGUUGUGGAAGUCCCAAAACUUGGCAAAGAGGCUGCCACCAAAGCCAUCAAGGAAUGGGGACAGCCCAAGUCCAAAAUCACCCACUUGGUCUUUUGCACCACCAGCGGUGUCGACAUGCCUGGCGCCGACUACCAACUCACCAAGCUCUUGGGCCUCCGCCCCUCCGUCAAGCGCCUCAUGAUGUACCAGCAAGGGUGCUUCGCCGGUGGGACGGUCCUCCGUUUGGCCAAGGACUUGGCCGAAAACAACAAGGGUGCACGUGUUCUUGUUGUGUGCUCUGAGAUCACCGCGGUUACCUUCCGUGGGCCUAGUGACACCCACCUUGAUAGUCUUGUGGGCCAAGCUUUGUUUGGCGACGGUGCAGCGGCCGUAAUCAUUGGUGCGGAUCCAGUGCCCGAAGUCGAGAAGCCCUUGUUUGAAUUGGUGUCGGCGGCACAAACCAUUCUCCCCGACAGUGAUGGGGCUAUCGACGGACAUCUCCGUGAAGUAGGGCUUACAUUUCACCUUCUCAAGGAUGUUCCCGGGCUUAUUUCGAAGAACAUCGAAAAGAGCCUUAAUGAGGCUUUCAAGCCUAUUGGGAUUUCGGACUGGAACUCACUCUUCUGGAUUGCACACCCAGGUGGCCCUGCUAUUCUGGACCAAGUAGAGGCCAAGUUGGCAUUGAAGCCGGAGAAACUAGAAGCAACAAGGCAAGUGUUGUCGGAUUACGGUAACAUGUCGAGUGCUUGUGUGCUUUUUAUUUUGGACGAGGUCAGGAGGAAGUCCGCCGAGAAAGGACUCAAAACGACCGGGGAGGGACUGGAGUGGGGUGUGCUUUUCGGAUUUGGGCCCGGCCUCACGGUGGAGACCGUCGUGCUUCACAGCGUGGGUUUAACGGCUUGA